This is a messenger RNA of Plasmodium gallinaceum, 894 nucleotides long. RefSeq names its product vacuolar protein sorting-associated protein 26, putative (gene VPS26). The record is from RefSeq and is a predicted model, not a curated record. Gene Ontology annotation, cellular component: retromer complex; endosome. NCBI's taxonomy places the organism in Eukaryota, Apicomplexa, Aconoidasida, Haemosporida, Plasmodiidae. The transcript has 2 exons. The coding region runs from base 1 to 894 and encodes 297 amino acids. Gene Ontology annotation, biological process: intracellular protein transport; retrograde transport, endosome to Golgi.
AUGUUGUCUAAUAUAUUUGGAAGUGUAUGUUCAAUUAAUUUAAAUAUAGAUGCUGAAGAAAAUAGAAAAUUUGCAUUUUUAAGAAAAGACAAAAAGGGUGAAAGAUGUCCAAUAUUUUCAGAUGGAGAAGAUAUUAAUGGAACAGCAACAAUAAGUUUAAAACCUGGUAAAAAAUUUGAACAUUAUGGGAUUAAAUUGGAAUUAAUUGGUCAAAUAAAUAUAUUAAAUGAUAAAACAAAUUCAUAUGAUUUUUUCUCAAUGUCAAAAGAUUUAGAACCUCCAGGUUUAUUAAUAGAAAGCAAACAAUUUAAAUGGAAAUUUUCAUCAGUUGAUAAACAACAUGAAUCAUAUUUUGGUGUAAAUGUACAACUUAGAUAUUUUGUUAGAUUAAAUAUCAUAAAAGGAUAUUCAGGAAAUAUACAAAAAGAAAUGGAUUUUAUUGUACAAAAUUUAUCAAUUCCACCUGAAAUAAAUAACACAAUAAAAAUGGAAGUAGGAAUAGAAGAUUGUUUACAUAUAGAAUUUGAAUAUGAUAAAUCAAAGUAUCAUUUAAAAGAUGUAGUUGUAGGAAAAGUAUAUUUUUUAUUAGUAAGAAUAAAAAUAAAACAUAUGGAACUAGAUAUUAUAAAAAUGGAAACAUCAGGUGUAGGUAAGAAUUAUACAACUGAAUCUAUUACUUUAUCAAAAUUUGAAAUAAUGGAUGGUUCUCCAACAAAAUCUGAAUGUAUACCAGUUAGAUUAUACUUAAGUGGAUUUGAUUUAACUCCUACAUAUAAAAAUAUUCAAAAUAAAUUUUCAGUAAAAUAUUAUAUUAAUCUCAUAAUUGUUGAUGAAGAAGAAAGACGAUAUUUUAAAAAACAAGAAAUUUUUCUCUGGAGAAAAAAAUUAGGAUAA